Messenger RNA from Saimiri boliviensis boliviensis (Bolivian squirrel monkey), 2766 nucleotides. It is a transcript of the gene DBH, whose product is annotated as dopamine beta-hydroxylase. Gene Ontology annotation, molecular function: copper ion binding; dopamine beta-monooxygenase activity. NCBI's taxonomy places the organism in Eukaryota, Metazoa, Chordata, Mammalia, Primates, Cebidae. Gene Ontology annotation, cellular component: secretory granule membrane. Gene Ontology annotation, biological process: norepinephrine biosynthetic process; dopamine catabolic process; octopamine biosynthetic process. The record is from RefSeq and is a predicted model, not a curated record.
CGGGACUGGGGCAUAAAUGGCAAAGUGGGACCGGAGAGCUCACCCCAGCCAUGCAGGCCCCUGGUCGUUGCUGUCACUGGGCCAGCCUGCCCGGCCCCAGCAUGCGGGAGGCGGCCUCCAUGUACGGCACAGCAGUGGCCGUCUUCCUGGUCAUCCUGGUGGCCGCACUGCAGGGCUCUGCGCCCACUGAGAGCCGCCUGCCCUACCACAUUCUUCUGGACCCCGAGGGGUCCCUGGAGCUCUCAUGGAACGUCAGCUAUGCCCAGGAGGCCAUUGACUUCCAGCUCCUGGUGCGGCGGCUUGAGGCUGGGGUCCUGUUUGGGAUGUCUGACCGCGGCAAGCCCGAGAACGCGGACCUGGUGGUGCUCUGGACCGACGGGGACACUGCCUAUUUUGCGGAUGCCUGGAGUGACCAGAACGGGCAGAUCCACCUGGACCCCCAGCAGGACUACCAGCUGCUGCAGGUGCAGAGGACUCCGGAAGGCCUGGUCCUGCUUUUCAAGAGGCCCUUUGGCACCUGCGAUCCCAAGGAUUACCUCAUUGAGGAUGGCACCGUCCACUUGGUAUACGGGAUCCUGGAGAAGCCGUUCCAGUCACUGGAGGCCAUCAACACCUCGGGCCUGCGGAUGGGGCUGCAGAGGGUGCAGCUCCUGAAGCCUGACAUCCCCACCCCGAAAUUGCCCUCAGACACGUACACCAUGGAGAUCCACACCCCCAACAUCCUCAUUCCCAGCCAGGAGACCACGUACUGGUGCCAUGUCAAAGAGCUCCCCAAGAACUUCUCACGGCACCACAUCAUCAUGUACGAGCCCAUCAUCACCAAGGGCAACGAGGAACUCGUGCACCACAUGGAGGUCUUCCAGUGCCCCCCCGAGAUGGACAGCGUUCCCUACUUCAGCGGGCCCUGCGACUCUGAGACAAAACCCAGCAACCUCAGCUAUUGCCGCCGAGUGCUGGCCGCCUGGGCCCUGGGCGCCGAGGCCUUUUACUACCCAGAGGAAGCUGGCCUUGCCUUCGGGGGCCCUGGGUCCUCCAGAUAUCUCCGCCUGGAAGUUCACUACCACAACCCGCUGGUGAAAGAAGGACAGCACGACUCCUCAGGCAUCCGCCUGUACUACACGCACAGGGUACGGCGCUUCGAAGCCGGGAUCAUGGAGCUGGGGCUGGUGUACACGCCAGUGAUGGCCAUUCCGCCGCAGGAGACUGACUUCGUCCUCACUGGCUACUGCACGGACAAGUGCACCCAGCUGGCACUGCCCCCCUCCGGGAUCCACAUUUUCGCCUCUCAGCUCCACACACACCUGGCCGGGAGAAAGGUGGUCACGGUGCUGGUCCGGGACGGGCUCGAGUGGGAGGUCGUGAACCAGGACAAUCACUACAGCCCUCUGUUCCAGGAGAUCCGCAUGCUGAAGAAGGUCGUGUCGGUUCAUCCGGGAGAUGUGCUUAUCACGUCCUGCACGUACAACACGGAAGACCGGGAGCAGGCCACCGUGGGCGGCUUUGGGAUCAAGGAGGAGAUGUGUGUCAACUACGUGCACUACUACCCCCAGACGGAGCUGGAGCUCUGCAAGAGCGCGGUGGACGCCGGCUUCCUGCAGGAGUACUUCCGCCUUAUCAACAGGUUCAACGGCGGCAAGGAGGUGUGCACCUGCCCUCAGCCAUCCGUUCCUCAGCAGUUCGCCUCUGUUCCUUGGAACUCCUUCAGCCGCAAGGUGCUGCAGGCCCUGUAUGGCUUCGCGCCCAUCUCCAUGCACUGCAACAAGUCCUGGGCCGUCCGUUUCCAGGGUGACUGGAACCUGCAGCCGCUGCCCAAGGUCAUCUCCUCGCUGGGAGCGCCCACCCCACAGUGCCCCCCCAGACAGUGCCCAAGCCCUGCCAGCCCCACCAUUAUCAACAUUGUUGGGGACAGAGGCUGAGGGGGGACCUCGCCUCCCCCUCCUCUGUGCUGUCCCUGUGGGCUCACACUGGCUCUGUGACAGCUCCCAUGGAACAGCCCUGCAUGCCCAGGAUGAAGGGGCCAGACCAUGCCCUGCCUAAGAUCACAGUCCAAUCCAGCCUUCUUCCCCGGGGUAUCCUGCAUGUCUGAGAGGGAACGGGGGCCCUGAUGACCUGCCCUGGACCAAGUGUGCCAGGACCUUGUCUGCCCACACCCGCUGGCUCAGUGCAGGGUCCAGCCCUCCACCUGCCCUGUCCCUCCUCACAGGCUAGGUCCCUGGGACAGGCGCCAUGCUGGGCCAGGGCACAGACUCACCCUGGAUGCUCCCUCCCCCGCCCCGCUGCUCCCCGUGAUGGUGAUUUGUGUCAGUGCGCGGCGGGUGCUGCUUAGACAUUUCCCCGCUGAGUGGCUGCUGUUUCGCAGUGGGCGGCUUCCCUGCGAUGGAGGCAGGACCAGGCACUUAGCUAGUUAGAGACUCGUCGGGGAAAUUGCUCCAUUGCUGAGUAAAUAGACAUUUUCGCCCACCUAAAGGAAAGCCCUGACAGCUAUCACCACCACCAAAAGACGAAGCAGUGAAGCUCCAGCCGGGCUUCUGGGCGCUGGUUCCACGGGGGGUGGAAUGGUUCGCACCAACUUUCUCCUGUGGGUGUGGCCGGGGCCGGACAGACCGGGCUGGAGUCAGGGCUGUGCUUUCAGCGUGAUUCUGCCACUCCGUGGAGGUGUGCCUUGGGCGGGCCAUGUCACAUUCCUGACCCUCGCUUUUCUCAUCUGUAAAAUGGGCUAAUGAGCCAAUAAAGCUCACACUCGGGCUGGCACCCACUGGAGGUGGG